Dinoponera quadriceps is the source of this 2407-nucleotide messenger RNA. RefSeq names its product bifunctional purine biosynthesis protein PURH. Gene Ontology annotation, biological process: 'de novo' IMP biosynthetic process. Lineage: Eukaryota; Metazoa; Arthropoda; Insecta; Hymenoptera; Formicidae. The record is from RefSeq and is a predicted model, not a curated record. Gene Ontology annotation, cellular component: cytosol. Bases 306 to 2087 code for a protein of 593 amino acids. The transcript is spliced from 7 exons. Gene Ontology annotation, molecular function: IMP cyclohydrolase activity; phosphoribosylaminoimidazolecarboxamide formyltransferase activity.
CGGUGGCGAUUUGCAGCAGCAGUCACUCCAAAUAUGUUACGUUCGUAUCUUCUGGAAGAUAACAUUUGACCAACAGUCGCGGUGGUUGUUGCAAGAUGUUUUCGACGUCAUGACCCUUAUCGCGUAUGUGUGCCCCGCUGGAUGUGUGUUGGCGCAUCGUUCGGUAUAAUAGAACACGCUUCCGUUUCAAAUAUCCUCUUUGCUGCUCGAUCAGGCAGGCUUAUCCGUCAGGCUCGGUUGCUGCUCGGUUCCUCCGAAGACUUGAGACAAAUUAGUUGCUCUCGAUUAAAAACUAACGACCGAAAAUGUCGACGAAGAAAUUAGCACUCCUGAGCGUGUCGGACAAAACCAAUCUGUUGCCGUUGGCUAAGAAGUUACACGAAUUCGGAUUAACACUGGUCGCCUCUGGAGGUACCGCGCAGGCAUUGAGAAAUGCUGAUCUACCUGUGCGAGAUGUUUCGGAAAUUACAGGGGCACCUGAGAUGCUUGGUGGACGUGUGAAGACCCUUCAUCCUGCCGUUCACGCCGGUAUCCUCGCUCGCUCGAUCAUCUCCGACAUGCAGGAUCUUCACCGGCAGAAUUACGAUCUGAUCCAGGUGGUGGUGUGCAAUUUGUAUCCCUUCGUGCGCACCGUCUCGCAGCCUAACGUGGCGGUCGAGGACGCGAUUGAAAACAUCGAUAUCGGCGGCGUGACUCUGCUGCGCGCCGCCGCCAAGAAUCACGCGAGAGUCACGGUCAUCUGCGACCCCAACGACUACGACAAGGUGAUCGACGAGAUGGACUGUACCGAGGACAGGAACACCUCCCUCGAAACCAGGCAGACUUUGGCCCUGAAGGCGUUCACCCACACCGCCGAGUACGACGACGCUAUCUCGGACUACUUCCGCAAGCAGUACAGCGCCGGCACCUCCCAGCUCACCCUUCGCUACGGCAUGAACCCGCACCAGAAGCCGGCGCAGAUAUUCACUACUCUAGAGAAGCUGCCGUUGACCGUGCUGAACGGAUCGCCCGGCUUCAUCAAUCUGUGCGACGCGUUGAACGGCUACCAGCUCGUGAGGGAGCUGAAGUCCUCGUUGAAUCUGCCAGCGGCGACCUCGUUCAAGCACGUCAGUCCGGCCGGCGCCGCGGUCGGCAUCCCCUUGGACCGUACGCAGGCGAAAUUGUGCCAAGUGGACGACCUCCUCGAGCAGCUCACGCCACUGGCGACUGCCUACGCUCGCGCACGCGGCGCCGACCGGAUGUCCAGCUUCGGCGACUUCGUCGCCCUGUCCGAGCCGUGCGACGCUGUAACGGCCAAGAUCAUAUCGCGAGAGGUUUCGGACGGCAUUAUCGCGCCUGGCUACUCAGCAGAGGCCCUUGAGACACUGAAAAAGAAGAAGAACGGCUCUUAUUGCGUGCUACAAAUCGAUCCUUCCUACGUACCGUCUCCGAUGGAGCGCAAGAUUCUAUACGGUAUGGUGAUGGAGCAAAAGCGCAACGAUGCUGCCAUCGAUAAGCGAACGUUCGACAACGUCGUGACGAAGAAGGCGAACACUUUGUCGGAAGACGCCGUUCGCGAUCUGAUCGUGGCCACUAUCACCGUGAAAUAUACGCAGAGCAAUUCUGUCUGUUACGCUAAGAAUGGACAGGUGAUCGGAACUGGCGCCGGGCAGCAGUCGAGAAUCCACUGUACAAGACUUGCCGGCGAUAAGGCGGACAACUGGUGGCUCCGCCAGCAUCCGAAGGUGACGGGGAUGAAAUUUAAAAAAGGCGUGAAGAGAGCGGAGAUCUCCAACGCUAUCGACAAUUACGUAAACGGGUCUGUGGGAAAGGACAUGGACGAGUCCAUGUGGGCCGCUAUGUACGAGGAAGUUCCCGCGAAACUGACGGAGAGCGAGAAACUCGAGUGGCUGAAGAAGUUGGACAACGUUGCUCUCAGCAGCGACGCCUUCUUCCCGUUCAGAGACAACGUCGAUCGAGCCAGACUCAGUGGCGUUAAAUAUAUCGCAAGUCCCGCCGGCUCUACGAACGAUGAGGCAGUAAUCGAAGCUUGCAACGAACACGAGAUUGUUCUGGCUCACACCGGUUUCCGGUUGUUCCACCAUUAGAGAUGUGCAUUGUAUUUGAGAUAUAUAUGUAUAUCUGAUCACACUGUUUUUAUACGAAUGCAAACUCGUAUAAAAACAUCACGUGAUAGCUAUUCUUCUACGAGCGGAAAUAUAUCCGCGACGAUUGCUAUUUUUUUCUCUGUGAAUGUAUUCGGUCGAAAGAUGUUUUCCAAUUAACUUCGAUUUGAGGAGACUGAAUAAUACAUUUUUUUUUUUUUAAUUUUUCCUUUAUUCAACCAAAUUUUUUGUAUGCUUAUCAGAUUUGUUAUGCAGCUCUGCAGAAUAUUUUAUUGUUCAUAAACGUGCUUAUGUUACGCGUA